Messenger RNA from Daphnia magna, 5789 nucleotides. Its product is annotated as terminal nucleotidyltransferase 5C. Gene Ontology annotation, biological process: mRNA stabilization. The record is from RefSeq and is a predicted model, not a curated record. The transcript has 3 exons. The coding region runs from base 349 to 2208 and encodes 619 amino acids. Gene Ontology annotation, molecular function: poly(A) RNA polymerase activity; RNA binding. Lineage: Eukaryota; Metazoa; Arthropoda; Branchiopoda; Diplostraca; Daphniidae.
CUCGAUUCUGUUUAGGCCGGAGUUCUCUGGUCGAUGAAACGCGCCACAAGUGUGUGAGUUGUUCCACGGGUUUCGUCUAAGCACACACUCACGCACACACCGCGUUAAUAAAAAAGAAAAAAAAAGCACACACACACGGAGAUCCCGCACACACAUAUCCCCUCAGAAGUGUAUGUACGGUGGAAACCAGCCAUUGUGUCAGUGUCUUGUGCCAAAGAACGUGUGUGUAACUCUAUCGUGAAUUAUUGAAUUUCGUGGGUGCAUCUUGUGACUAAAGUGUGACUAUCAAGUCAGUCGGCCGGGAUUUGUUCGCCAUUUCACUUCACUUUGUACGACACACACGUAAACAUGGACAAACCCAUUUUCCCUCUCAUGCAGUCUGGAACGUUGGAAUUGAGUGGCACGGCCCUGAAACGUUUGGAAGAAUUGAAAAUCGGCGGCAUUGACGUGACAGCCAUGGCUACAAUGGACGCUCUGAAGAUGUUGCGACUCUCUGACGUGGUCAACGGCAACGAUCAGCUGGUGGCGGUGGACGAACUGACGGAUCUCACUUCUGCCAAACUGUCGUUGGCCAACGAAGCCGAAACGGAAGUGGAGUCUCUGUCGGAGCACAGCAGCGGCGACAGCGACAGCGGCUACGAUUUGGGUGGCGACGGUGAUCUCGAAGAUGUCAGUUUAGUCUCUACGGCGUCCGUCUCUGGCGGAUCGCUGUCCAGCCGGAGUAGCGUCACUGGCGGCAGCACGGAAUCGUUGCCGCUGGCCGUGGCUCAACAGAGCCAACAGCAGCUGUUGCUACAACAACAACAGCAACAACGUUUCGCGGUUUUGAGUUACGAGCAGGUGUCCAGGGUGCACGACGUGAUGAACGAGACGGUGAGCAUCCACGGACGUGGCAAUUUCCCAACGUUGGAGCUGCGCCUGCGCGACCUGGUGACGCUCGUCCGGGCCAAAUUGGAAGCGGACGGAGUGCCGGUCAAGGACAUGCGGAUCAACGGCGGAGCGGCUUCUUACGUUUUGGCGCUGGAUCGCUGCCAACCGCAAGCCUACAACGAUUUGGAUCUCAUUUUCGGCGUGGAUUUGUCUUCGGCCCGCACGUUCGAUCGCAUCAAGACGGCCGUGCUCGACUCGCUGUUGGACUUUCUUCCGGCCGGAGUGUCUCGCACGCGCAUGCUCUCUUGCUCCCUCAAAGAGGCGUACGUCUCGAAGAUGGUCAAAGUGACGGAAGGCGAUCGAUGGUCGUUGAUCUCUUUGGGCACGAAUCAUCGCGGCAAGAACGUCGAACUGAAAUUCGUUCACAACAUGAGGCGGCAAUUUGAAUUCUCCGUCGAUUCGUUUCAGAUCAUCCUCGACUCUUUGGUUCUGUUCUACGAUUGCGCCUCUACGAUGCCCAUCAGCGAGUCGUUCUACCCGACGGUGGUGGCCGAGUCGGUGUACGGCGACUUCCGUCAGGCGCACUACCACCUCCAUCACAAGAUGAUUGCCACGCGCAAUCCGGAGGAGAUCCGCGGCGGCGGAUUGCUCAAGUAUUGCAAUUUACUCGUCAAGGAUUACCGGCCGGCCGACCCCGAUCAGAUCAAAACGUUUGAGCGUUACAUGUGUUCCAGGUUCUUUAUCGAUUUCCCAGACGUUGGCCAGCAGCGGCUCAAACUGGACAACUAUUUAUGGAACCAUUUUGUCGGAGCUGACGAAGCCCUCAAGUACGACUAUCUCAUGACUCUUUACAGCGUUGUCGAUGAGUCUACCGUCUGUCUGAUGGGUCACGAACGACGACAGACGUUAUCGUUGAUUCAAGAGCUGGCCUAUCAAGCCUAUUAUGCUGAUCAACAGCAACAGCAUCAUCAACGACAAAUGCAGCAGCAACAACAGCAGCAGCAGCAGCACGCCGCCAAUCAUCCGGCCAGUUACGGUCACGCGCCCGUUUAUGAAGUCCGCAUUUCUGGAUGUCAGCCGACCGUUGUCUAUUCCAGCAGUGGUGGAUACUUUUACGCUCCUGCCGCUGCUCCUCCUCCGCCGCCGCAGACAUCACUCCCUCCGCCAGCUACCACCAGUACUCCUCCUCCGGCCACUAGCACGACUAGCACGACUAGUGGCAGCAGCACGACAGCAGCCGUGACGACAGCAUCGCCGCCUAGCGUUUCAGCCGCCACUCCCUGCUAUCCGUGCUCAACUCCUUGCGCUUGCUCCUGCACGUGGAUGCCUUGUUCUUAAAUUAAAAAAAAAAAAAAAAAACAACGAAGAGGAAAAGGGGGAGGAGGAGGAUAUCCAACACCAAAAAAAACUGCCCGUCCUAGAGGUUUUUUUUUUUUUUUUCUUCAUUCCGUCUAAAGACGAGCAGAGGAGGGUUUCUCUCUGUCUUCCAUCGUCGUCUGUCUGGAAAUUCAACACUUCACACGUCGUGACGCCUGGUGUGUGUUUACACGCAAGUGGAUUUAUGUUCCUUUUUUUUUUCUCCCUACGCCGACAAAACUAUCGUCUUGGCGUUUUUCUUGAUCCUUUUCAAAAGAAAUUGAACCAAACUCGUAUUAAAAAAAGGAAAAAAAAAAUCGACCUUCCCCCCAUCUCUUUAGCUAGAAUUCUAUAUUUUGUUCUGUGUAGAUAAAAAAAAAAUCCGUAGCGAGUGGCAAGACAACAUCACACAUUUAAUCACCACCAUCAUUCUAAAAUCAUCCCUUCAGAAAAAAAGAAAAAAAAAAAACCCUACUGUUGCUGUGUGUGUGUGUGUUAAGUGUAUGUGUAUGCCAAGGUUGUUUGUUUUUUUUCCUUCUUCCUUUCUCUCUUCUUUACAUGUCUGGCUCACUUUAAAAUUAGUUUUCAGCUCGUCCCUUUCCCCACCUUCAUUUUCUUGAAUGUUUACCAUUUUCGACGAGGUCGUCUAGGUAGCAUCUCUUUUGUGUUAGGUCCAACUACUUUCCCUUUCCCCUUCAGCAUCCUCUCUUUUGUAUCGUGCAAGGUGACCCACUUUUCUGGAACACUCUCCCCUUCACCUGCGGAGGAGGGAGCGAUCUCUACACAUAUAUAAAAGACUGACCUUUCCCUUUGAAUAGGCGAGCGGAAAAUCCUGCCCUUCGAAAAAUGUGAUUCCAUCAAAAAGUCUUUUUUUUUUUGUUUUUUUUUUGGUUUUUUAAGGUUGGGAGGGGGUUUUCCCAUGUUUAAAAGGCCUAGUAGGGUCGUUUGAAUGUCAGGAUGUGUUUUCCCAAUGUUUAUAUGUUUCUCUUGGUAGCACCAUCCGACAACCGUUCUCUUUUUUUUCCCCCCUCCAAUUCGUCCUUCGUAUCUUUUUUUUUUUAUGUGUUUUUUCAAGGUCUUCAACUUGUGUAAAUCAAGUUUGAGACCUGUACUGUGCAAGAAGGCCUCCAAUUCACGCUAACCCGCCUGCUCCACAGCGGUGGGGGGACGUAGAAAAAGGAGAAAAAGAAAAGAAAAUCAUUAAAAGAUUUCGGAAAAUAACAGAAAAAAAAAUGUUUCUAAUGCACACUCGAAAAAAAAAAAAAAAAAGGAAAAUGCCGCACACUACACACUCUGAAUAAUGUUUUGUUCUUUUCCGGAGGGAGUAGGUACACACGCAUAUAUAUAUAUAUACAUAGGAAAACAAUUAGCUACCGUCUUUUGUGUUUAUUUCAUUGUCUCCCUCAUCUAUUUUCUCCGUGUAAAAACAAAACUUGCUACGUGUGAUUAUAAUAAUUUUUUUUUUAAAUUAAAAUACUUCUCGUUUCGCUUGUUUCGCAUAACAAUGAAAAAUGGCCGACAAGAUCCGAAUCGAUAGCCUCAAAAGAGAAGAAGCAACAAAAGAAAAUGUGUAAUCCCCCCUGUUUUUUAAGUUGAAAAUGUUUUUGUUUUUCCUCGAAAGAAAAUGCGUUCACGUCACGUGAUUUAUUGGCCAAAAUUUUCUUAUUUUCCUUUUGCAAUUUCGACAAUUUCAACGUCCUCCCUUCGAAAGAUAUUGCGACUCUCUCUGUUGGACAAUUUUUUCUUCAACUUAAUCAGAAAGGAAAAACUGCGACAAGAAAAAAAGAGAAAACAAACGAAAAAUUUCUUUUUGGAAAUUGUAGCCUUUGCUCGUCUGUGAUACGCCCAACCACAUCCACACACACACACACAAACAAACAGAAAAACGAUGCCAACGCAAUUUUCGGCAAAAGAAAAGCAAAACUCGGUUUCGAUUUUUGAGAGGGGUGUUUUCUUUCACGGGGGGUAGGAACCGACUCAUUCACACAUUUCAGAGAGUUUUACAAAACAAAAAGGCAGGCAAAGGAAAUUUCUCUCCUAUUUCAAUGUAUUUUGAUUGUACUACAUGUUUAAAAAAAAAAAGAGCUGGCUCACCUGAUCUAAAAACAAUUUACCUGAAUUUGAACAGAAAAGAUGAUUGAAAUCCCCCAAAUUUUUUUUUUUUAAAUUUAAAAUCUCCUUUAAAAAUUCAAAGAGUCGAUCUCUUGAUGCCAAGAUAGAAAGCACCUGACGUGAACGAAGACGAAAGUUAGUUUUCUUUGUUGUUAUUGGAUGAAAAAAGAAGGUUCGGAUCUUUGCGAGUUUUGAAUCGAUUCCAUUUAGACACACAUCGCCGACACACACACACGCCAAUUUGGUUUAAAAACGAAAAACAAGCAAAAAAAAAUUUGCAUUAUUUCUCUGCUCCCCCCCCCCUACCAUCUUCCCCGGCUAUUGUGGUGAAAUCAAUGUGAUAUAUUAUACAACGUUAUCCUUGUGUGUAUUUUUUUUUUCCCUCGAUGUCUCCAGUUUUUCUCUUCCUCCAUUUAGUUUCUCUUCUAUUUUUUUUGGGCUCCCAUGCGCCUGAAUAUUUUUGUCCCACUAAUUACACAACAACCAGCUGUACCCCAAUUUCUCCUUGGUAUUGUUUGAAUGGAUGUGAUUUACAAUAUCUUCCAAGAAUGCAAACAUCUACCCCCCUUAAAAAAAAAAAUCCUAGAUUUAUUGUACUAGAGGAAGGAAAACAUUAAAAAAAAAAAAAUAUAUUUUUCUUUAAUUUCCCCUUGGUGUGGUUCAUUAUAAUUUUUUGUUUGCCUUCCAAUCAAUUAUGCGCAUUUGGUUCGGGGGUUUUGUUUUUUUCUCCUCUCUAUACAUAACAGUUUCUUAUACAUACUACUAUUAUACAUAUUAUUAUUAAUAUUCCUUUUUAAUUGUAAUCAUCAUUAUGGGGUCAAGGCAAAACAUGUGUGCGAUUCUCUUUUGUUUUUUCUUCUGGCUUUUUUUUUUUGUUUCAUCUUUUUUCGUAGUUGAGAAAAACAAAAAAAAAAUUUGUUGUAGAUGAGGAUAGUGGCAAACGUGUCGACCCCACCUGUUGUAUUUGUCUGAUCCGAUUUUGUAAAACCAAAAUGUUCUUCCAUCCAAGAAAAGAGGGACACAGAUGUCGCCGCAACAUAAUGGAUGAUGGUCCAUUUUGUUUUCCUUUUAACCCUCUUCACAUUUUUUUUUUAAAGGCGAAAAAAAAAGCAAAUUCCUAUUAUCGAGAACAGAAGAAUGACAAAAAGAAAGAAAAAAAAAAAGGAAAAUCCUCAGGUGUCAUAUCCAAUUUUUAUGUGUGUCUCUUUUGCGCGCUGAUGUUCGAAAACGAAGGAAACUGGAAAACGAUUAAAAAUUUCUCUGUGAAAACAAUCUUUUUCUUGAUGUCUUUAACCUUUCGAUUAUUAUACAACAGUAGGUCAUCAUCGAGUCGGCUGCAAAGAAGACAAAACAAUCAUUUGUGUGUCUGUACAAAAAAAAACCAAAAAAAAAUUCAUUGUAAAACCAACAAAAUACGCAAAAAAAAGUCAAAUAAAUUGUGUUUAAACUCA